Nothoprocta perdicaria is the source of this 2914-nucleotide messenger RNA. RefSeq names its product cadherin 13 (gene CDH13). The transcript has 14 exons. Gene Ontology annotation, cellular component: plasma membrane; adherens junction; catenin complex. Gene Ontology annotation, molecular function: calcium ion binding; cadherin binding. Gene Ontology annotation, biological process: sprouting angiogenesis; cell-cell junction assembly; cell morphogenesis. The record is from RefSeq and is a predicted model, not a curated record. NCBI's taxonomy places the organism in Eukaryota, Metazoa, Chordata, Aves, Tinamiformes, Tinamidae. Bases 102 to 2240 code for a protein of 712 amino acids.
AAGGCAGAGUCUCUUCUCAAAGGCUGUUUCACAGUGAAAAUAUGCUCAGUGCAGCCGAGUGCAUGAAUGAAAAAGCCUCUGGUACCUUCUAGUCUGGCAAAAUGCAGCACAAAACUCAACUUACUCUGUCCUUUCUACUGUCCCAGGUUCUGCUGUUUGCAUUUACAGAAGAUUUGGAAUGCAUCCCUGGAUUCCAGCAGAAGAUUUUUUAUAUUGAACAGCCUUCGGAAUUCACAGAGGACCAGCCACUUCUGAACUUGGUGUUUGAUGACUGCCAGGGGAACAGCAAAUUGAACUUUGAAGUUUCUAACCCGGACUUCAAGGUGGAAAGAGACGGCUCUUUAUUUGCGCUCAGGAACGUGUCGGACGUGGGCAGAGCCCUGUUCGUGCACGCGCGGACUGAACGCGCUGAGGACAUGGCAGAAAUUUUGAUCGUUGGCGCCGAUGAAAAGCGCACUGCGUUAAAGGAAAUCUUUAAGCUGGAGGGCAACUUUGGAAUUCCAAGACAAAAAAGAGCUAUUUUGGCAACUCCGAUUUUAAUUCCAGAAAAUCAAAGACCACCGUUCCCCAGAUCUGUUGGCAAGGUUAUCAGAAGCGAGAGGACUGAGGGAGCGAAGUUUCGGCUCUCUGGUAAGGGGGUAGACGAGGACCCCAAAGGGAUUUUUCGGAUCAAUGAGAUCAGCGGAGAUGUCUCCGUGACCCGAGCUCUGGACAGAGAAGCCAUUGCCAAUUAUGAGCUGGAAGUUGAGGUCACAGACUUAAGUGGGAAGAUCGUGGAUGGCCCAGUCCGUCUGGACAUUUCAGUGAUCGAUCAAAAUGAUAACAGGCCCAUGUUCAAAGAAGGACCUUAUGUUGGCCAUGUCAUGGAGGGAUCCCCUACAGGAACGACGGUGAUGCGGAUGACAGCGUUCGAUGCUGACGACGCCAACACGGACAACGCUCUCCUGCGCUAUAACAUCCUUAAACAGACGCCCACCAAACCGUCCCCAAACAUGUUCUAUAUUGACCCGGAGAAGGGGGACAUCGUCACAGUGGUGUCACCAGUACUGUUGGAUCGUGAGACUAUGGAAACCCCCAAAUAUGAGCUGGUUGUAGAAGCUAAGGACAUGGGUGGUCUUGAUGUGGGAUUAACUGGCACAGCGACUGCCACUAUUCUUAUUGAUGACAAAAAUGAUCAUCCACCUGAAUUUACCAAGAGGGAGUUUCAAGCCACAGUAAAGGAAGGGGUCACCGGUGUGAUAGUCAACUUAACCGUGGGAGACCGGGACGACCCUGCCACUGGCGCCUGGAGAGCCGUCUACACCAUUAUCAACGGGAACCCAGGGCAGAGCUUUGAGAUCCACACCAACCCGCAGACCAACGAGGGGAUGCUCUCCGUUGUGAAGCCUUUGGACUAUGAGAUCUCAGCAUUCCACACGUUGCUGAUCAAAGUGGAAAAUGAAGACCCGCUGAUUCCAGACAUCGCCUAUGGCCCCAGCUCCACGGCGACGGUUCAGAUCACUGUUGAGGAUGUGAAUGAAGGUCCCGUUUUCCACCCGAACCCAAUGACAGUGACAAAACAAGAGAACAUCCCCGUGGGCAGUGUUGUGUUAACGGUUAAUGCCACCGAUCCAGAUACUUUGCAGCAUCAGACUAUCAGGUAUUCAGUUUUCAAGGAUCCUGCAGGCUGGCUAGAAAUCAACCCAACCAACGGUACCAUUGGCACCACCGCCGUGCUGGAUCGGGAGUCUCCUUACGUGCACAACAACAUUUACACUGCUCAGUUUCUGGCCAUAGACAGUGGUAACCCUCCUGCGACAGGGACAGGAACUUUACACAUCACCUUGGAGGAUGUCAAUGACAACAUCCCGUCCCUUUAUCCAACACUGGCCAAAGUCUGCGAUGAUGCAAAAGAUCUCCGGGUGGUGGUAUUAGGAGCAUCGGAUAAGGAUCUUCAUCCCAACACAGACCCAUUCAAGUUUGAAUUGAGUAAGCAGUCUGGCCCAGAGAAGUUGUGGAGAAUCAACAAGCUUAACAAUACUCAUGCCCAGGUCAUCCUGCUGCAAAACCUGCAAAAGGCACAUUACAACAUCCCUAUCUCAGUGACAGAUUCUGGAAAACCACCUCUGACUAACAAUACAGAACUGAAAUUGCAAGUGUGCUCCUGCAAGAAAUCCAAAAUGGACUGCAGCGCGACCGAUGCCCUUCACAUCAGCAUGACCCUCAUCCUUCUUUCACUCGGCAGUUUAUUUUGUCUGUAAGAACUCGUGACAUUUGAAGCCGUCCUACUGCGUUGCCGUGGCAACGGGGGAAAAAAACAAACAAAAAAGAAAACGUCAGAGUGGAAGAUGGCAGUUUACAGUUACUGUUCUUCACUACUAGGCCUCAGUUGCUCCAGAUCCGGUUUAAUUUGCCACCUCACUUAAUUUGCCCGACUACCCAUCAGCGUUUGACAGCCUCUACCCUUACUCCGAUUGAUUAAUGGAUUUCUCUCGCACGAUGCAAGGUUUACGUGAGUUUUCACUGAAUGUUAAAGACCACGCCAUCCAGACCUGAUCUUGGCGGAGCAAGAACCAGAAUGACUCCAUUUUUCUUUUCUAUCUGUCGACUUGUUGCUAUUCAACUGUCCAGAAAAUAUUUUGUCUGUGGGUUAGUAUUUGUAUAUGUAUGAGUGUAUGUAUAUAUAUAUAUAUAUUUAUAGAGAGAGAAAAGUUAUAUGGCAGGUUUAGCUUUUCGAAAAUGUUAAUCUGGAGGAUGGUGAGGGCCAGAGCAGAGCAACAUGGCCCUGGGUGACCUGCAGCACUUGUAGCACCCAUGAAAUCUGGUGCCCACCGUGCUCCUGCCCAUAGGCAUGUGCUGGGACAACUGGCCAAGGCAGAGCAUCAGUAAAGACAUCGCUCCGGAGCAUCAUCAUCAUCACACUCUUGGCCUCUGC